UGCGGUUGUCUGGCACUGUCGAAUCUCGACAAUAAGUCGUCGCAUAGCGAUCAUGAAAGGGCUUUCAGCGUCGGUUUUCUCGCGUCUUUGUUUUGCAUGGGCUUAUAAUCCACGCGACUCGCCAUCCUUUGGUCUACUUUGGUUCUCCUGAAAUCUUGUUUGACCAAUAUGCCCGCCAUUCGACGCGGGAGUACAUACCUCGAUGUCUCCACGACAGCACACACGCCUGAGGGGCGUCUGAAACUCGAUAAACUUCAUGCUGGUCGCAACCUUGCGUAUCAGAAUGCUGUCUGUACUGCUUUGCUAUUCAUUUGCGAUGAAAAUCGCGACCUUGGUCCCGCGGAUACCUUGAGCGUAUCCUUUAAAGAUUUCCAGACUACAAUGAGAGGUCGGGCAAGCGCUGCUGAUAUGAAGAUGGGCUCUGGGAAGCAUCCUCACUUGCGGCGGCUGCUCUCAUUCUUUUGGGAGCAUGGGCACAUCGACUUGACCUUUGCUCACAAUGGCCGUCAGCGAAACGUGGUCCAAGAGAUCGAUAUUCAACCAAGUUUUCGGGAAAUAUAUCGCGGCUUUCAGGAAGUCCUGGACGGGUAUGGAACAUUAUCAGCACGGGAGAAAUACCGUGCAUAUAUGUCGCUUGCAACCAAGGUAUUUGGCAAGGACCGAACACCGACUGUGCUUGAGGCGGCUAGAUGUGCUUUCCAAUAUUCCAGAAAAUAUCAGGAUUUGGCAUCCUCUUUGCAUCGAGGAAGAGAUGCCGAUGAUAGUCAGGUAAAUACCGUCGCGGACAACGAAGUUAAUGAAAGUGAUGACUCGAUGGACUCAAUGCAGUCCGAGGAACCCCUUGACUAUCAGGUCGUUCCCUUCACUCCCGCUCGCGCGCUGAGCUAUAGCCACAGUCAUCAAGACAUUGGCCUCCCCACACCCGAGUCAAUGCCUCGGCGACAUGUAGCCUUGUUACCACCUACAUCCCCAGCAUCAUCCUCCGAGGUCAUAUCUUCUGGUAAUGAUGCUCACAGUCAUUCUGAUAGGCAGAACCCUCAGGCGUCUGGCUCGCGUUUCGGCUACAUUUCUGUCGUCGCUGGCUAUGCUGCAGGUUUCGUGCAAGGUUUUAGAUCGUCAUCUCGCAUGUUCCUCCCAGAGAUAUCUUUGCUGCAAACACAAGUCACAGAUCUGCAAACGUCCUUGACCGCUGCAGAAGAGCAUCUUCAUGCGGCAAACAGGACCACCCACGCGUCGCAAGAGCGAUGCUUAGCUAUGCUUGAAGAUCUUAAAAAUGCUCGCAUCAACAUCACCGACCUCGAAAAUCGUGCUUCAAGUGAUGCAGUUGAAAAGGACAAGUUGCAACAAGAAGUUGGUCAGCUCAAAGCAGAGGUGACACGGCUGCAAAGCGGUGUGGAAUACAUAACUCAGUUUGCACGAGGGUUGAUGCCGCUGUAAUUCUUGAUCUCGGACACAAGUUUUUCCGUAUUUCACUUGACGAGCAAUCGCACGUAAUUCAUCGCAUUUGUGAUAUGUACUACUAGUUCUAGAGCGGUGAAUGCUAUGUUGAUAUCCUGGCUGU
Messenger RNA from Suillus clintonianus, 1561 nucleotides. RefSeq lists its product as uncharacterized. The coding region runs from base 169 to 1437 and encodes 422 amino acids. Lineage: Eukaryota; Fungi; Basidiomycota; Agaricomycetes; Boletales; Suillaceae. The record is from RefSeq and is a predicted model, not a curated record. The transcript has 10 exons.